Messenger RNA from Rhagoletis zephyria (snowberry fruit fly), 2339 nucleotides. RefSeq names its product sodium-independent sulfate anion transporter-like. NCBI's taxonomy places the organism in Eukaryota, Metazoa, Arthropoda, Insecta, Diptera, Tephritidae. The record is from RefSeq and is a predicted model, not a curated record. Gene Ontology annotation, cellular component: membrane. Gene Ontology annotation, biological process: transmembrane transport.
CGUUUGCAUCCUUAAUAGCACUUUUGUUCUUGGCAUCUGUGUAAAAUUGCAUCUACAUAAACAAACCAAAAUAAACAAUAAAUAUAUUAAGAACUGCACCAAACUGUGAUAAUUAGCCUAUUUGCUAUGGCCUUUUCUACUGAUAAAUAACAUACCUUUCUCAAAUUAGGAAGUAUCAAGUGAUCAGUUUUCUCUGAAAAAAAAACAAAGUAAUAAACUAAAGCAGUGAACACAUUAAUAAAAACCUCUUAAUGUACAGCUGAACGUUCUCGUUAAAAAAUGGAAGCAAAUACCAACAUUUUUGAAAGUACUAAUGGUGGAACUGGAGAUUUUGGAGUUACUGAAGAAUCAGCCGGUUUAUACGAGCAGCAAUUUCCCAACAUGCGUUCAACAAUUUCCAACAGUAGUAAAAAACUCUGCCGAUUAACUACGAUAACAAACAAAUUUCCAAUACUAAAAUGGCUACCUAAAUACGAGAUAUCGUUUUUAUUCCGCGAUGCUAUUGCUGGAUUCACAGUGGGUCUUACGACUAUUCCACAAGCAAUCGCUUAUGGUGUCGUCGCGGGCUUACAACCCCAAUAUGGACUUUACGCGGCAUUUAUGGGCUGUUUUACCUAUAUUAUAUUUGGUUCUUGCAAGGACGUUACCAUUGCCACCACUGCAAUUAUGGCAUUGAUGGUACAUGAUUACGCGAUUAUAACACCGGACUAUGCCAUCUUGAUAUCCUUUUUGGCUGGCUGCAUUAUAUUGCUGCUAGGCAUCUUUAAUCUGGGCGUGCUUGUGCGAUUCAUUUCUGUUCCAGUCAUCACGGGUUUCACAAUGGCAGCAGCCUGCACAAUCGGUAGUGCACAAAUCAACAAUCUCUUUGGAAUGAGCAGUCCGUCGAAUCAAUUAAUUCCAUCGUGGAAACAUUUUUUUACACACCUCACAUCAAUUCGUAUGAAUGACUCUUUACUUGGCGUAUGCAGUCUAAUCUUUCUUCUAUUGAUGAAGGAAGUAAAGAAUAUACCCUACGGAAACAAGACUUUUUGGAAGUAUAUUUCCCUGUCUCGCAACGCCUUGGUAGUCAUAUUCGGAACGUUUUUGGCCUACCAGCUAAGUCGGGAUGGAUCUGAACCUUUCAGAAUUACUGGUAAUAUUACAGCAGGAUUGCCACCUUUUCGAGUGCCUCCCUUUAGCACAUACGUUGAUGGAGAGGAAGUCGCUUUCUCGGAUAUGAUAAGCACAAUAGGCUCAUCAUUAGCAUCAAUACCUUUGGUAGCGAUUCUAGAAAUAGUAGCCAUUUCUAAAGCAUUCUCCAAAGGGAAAAUUGUUGAUGCAUCUCAGGAAAUGAUUGCCCUUGGCAUGUGCAACAUCAUGGGAAGUUUUGUGUCAUCUAUGCCGGUGACAGGGUCAUUUACAAGAACAGCUGUAAAUAAUGCUAGCGGCGUUAAAACGCCCUUGGGUGGCGCGGUAACUGGUGCAAUGGUAUUGAUGGCAUUGGCUUUUCUCACUCAAACAUUCUAUUAUAUCCCGAAAGCGACGUUGGCAUCAGUCAUUAUUGCAGCUAUGAUAUCUCUUGUCGAACUUAAGAAAAUUCCCGAUAUAUGGAAAUCAAAAAGACUAGAUAUUUUUCCGUUUAUAACGACAUUUUUUACAUGCCUAUUCUGGAGUCUUGAAUACGGAAUUAUUUGCGGUGUAGUUGCCAAUAUUUCAUUUAUACUGUAUAGAAGUGCAAGUCCCCAAAUACACAUAGAAAAGAAAAGGGUUUAUAACUAUGAUAUAUGCUUUGUAAACGUCAAACAAAGGCUGGAUUUCGCUUCUGCUGAGUAUUUGAAAGAAAAAGUUGUCAAGUUUAUGAACGAAUAUCGAUAUGACAUAAGUCUCAUUGUUAUAAAAGGAGAAGAGAUUAAUUCCAUUGAUUAUACAGUUGCUAUGAACAUUAUAUCACUUAAAGAAGAUCUGGAGGUGCUCAAAUGUGAUCUUUUAUGCUGGAAUUGGAACAUAAGCGCUGCGGGAGUUAUUUAUAGAUUGAAGAAUGAUUUAUACGGCAUAUUUAAGAAUGAGCAUAGCAUCGAGGAGAUAGUAAAUAAUUACUACGUAAAUCUACAAAGAAACAACAAUAGCUCAAAUGAUACCGUAUACACAAAUAUUUCAUAAAUAAGAAUUGUUUAGUAUUAAAUGAUAUUAGAAUUAAAUGUUGACUGUGCAGUGUCUGCAUAUUAGCAGCAAUCAACGUAACUAUGUUUUUAAGUAUACCUAUGUAUAUAGGUAGCUUUUUUUUAAUAAUAAACUACAAUAGCUGUGAUUUUGCACGUAUUAGGGCUGCAAGGUAAAAGCUUCACGACAAUUGCCUAUCA